Pseudophryne corroboree (corroboree frog) is the source of this 1306-nucleotide messenger RNA. RefSeq names its product myosin regulatory light chain 2, smooth muscle minor isoform. NCBI's taxonomy places the organism in Eukaryota, Metazoa, Chordata, Amphibia, Anura, Myobatrachidae. Gene Ontology annotation, cellular component: cytoplasm. Gene Ontology annotation, molecular function: calcium ion binding. The record is from RefSeq and is a predicted model, not a curated record. The transcript has 4 exons. Bases 138 to 656 code for a protein of 172 amino acids.
GUGGCUGUGUGAGGCUGGGUGUUGGUCGCUGCUGGUAUAGGAGCGAGGUGAUAUAACGUCUGUGUGAUACAACAGCAGCAGCACAGCCGCCACCGAGCCUCUCUUCUCUCCUGUGUGCGACUAACACCACCGCCAAGAUGUCAAGCAAAAGAGCAAAGACAAAAACCACCAAGAAACGCCCUCAGCGCGCAACUUCCAAUGUGUUUGCUAUGUUUGACCAGUCCCAAAUCCAGGAGUUCAAGGAGGCCUUCAACAUGAUCGAUCAGAACCGGGAUGGUUUUAUUGAUAAGGAAGAUCUGCACGACAUGCUCGCAUCUCUUGGUAAGAACCCUACAGAUGAGUAUUUAGAAGCCAUGAUGAAUGAAGCACCUGGACCCAUUAAUUUUACAAUGUUUCUUACCAUGUUUGGCGAGAAGCUGAAUGGUACAGAUCCAGAAGAUGUCAUCAGGAAUGCAUUUGCAUGCUUUGAUGAAGAGGGACAAGGUCAUAUGCCAGAAGACUAUUUGAGAGAACUGCUGACCACAAUGGGAGACAGAUUUACAGAUGAGGAGGUGGACGAGCUGUUCCGAGAAGCACCAAUUGACAAGAAGGGCAAUUUCAAUUACAUUGAGUUUACACGCAUCCUGAAGCAUGGAGCAAAGGAUAAGGAUGACUAAGUCUUUGCCCUGGUCACCACAAGUUAUUCUCUAGCUUCCUGCCCUCUGAUUUUCUCCUCCUGGUAGAGCUGUGCAUGCAUGUAGCUCUAUAAACCUUUGUGUAUUUAUGGAUUUAUUCCAGGCCCAUGUGGCAUACGCACAUCUAUAUACGCAAACUGGAAACAGAAGAUGUAAUUGUAAUGUUUUACUAGGAAGUAUAAAGAAUUUCUGCACAACAGACCAACAGAUUCUGUUUUUUGACGUAAGCUGGAAUUUUUUUGCAAUUUUUGUAAUAAAAUGGAAAUAAAGAACUGUCAAAACAUAUCUCAAUGUGAUCUGGCAGAGUGAAACAAGUGAUGAUAGUUCAAGUGAAACCGCUGUAAAUGUCACCGUACCUCUUCAAUAUGCUUAAACCAUACGUCUUGUUCUGCCUGCUACAGAUCACAAGCCUACAUCUGGCAGCUGCCUGCACUGCACAUUGUUCUUUCAUCUUCUGGAUAUAUUUUUAUGACUGUCACUUAAGUAAUAAGGAAGAUCUAUAGGGGAGCCCAGUCGGGGCUAAGAAUGAGCACGCCUUUGGCAUGUUUAAAAGGUCAAGCCAAUACACUUUUAUUUUCAGAUCAGUUUCGAUAUUUCGUCAUUUUUAUAAAAUAAAAGUGGUUUUUAUCAGG